This is a messenger RNA of Helicoverpa armigera (cotton bollworm), 1233 nucleotides long. RefSeq names its product COP9 signalosome complex subunit 5 (gene CSN5). Gene Ontology annotation, biological process: protein deneddylation. Gene Ontology annotation, cellular component: COP9 signalosome; cytoplasm. The transcript is spliced from 6 exons. The record is from RefSeq and is a predicted model, not a curated record. NCBI's taxonomy places the organism in Eukaryota, Metazoa, Arthropoda, Insecta, Lepidoptera, Noctuidae. Gene Ontology annotation, molecular function: metallopeptidase activity; protein binding; deNEDDylase activity. The coding region runs from base 115 to 1161 and encodes 348 amino acids.
CGCUGCCAUUGUGUCAUUGUGUCUUGUGUGUGCAGCAUUUUCUGCUUUUGUUUCUCUUGUUCAAAAUAUUUCGAUUUUUCAGAGUAUUAAGUAAAUUGUUCAAAGUAUUGCAAAAUGGCAUCCACCAGUGCCGAUUCGCAGUCAUCAAUCGCCCAAAAAACAUGGGUUAUGUCCAAUAAUAUAGAAUCCGUAUCCAGUGUGGACGAAAUUUAUCGUUACGACAAAAAGCAACAACAAGACAUUCUAGCUGCUAAACCAUGGGAAAAAGAUCCACAUUUCUUCAAAGAUAUCAAAAUAUCUGCAUUGGCUCUGCUCAAAAUGGUGAUGCAUGCGAGAUCAGGAGGAACUUUGGAAGUCAUGGGAUUACUUUUAGGAAAAGUUGAUGCAAACACUAUGAUAGUGAUGGACUCGUUUGCCCUGCCAGUGGAAGGUACAGAGACCCGCGUGAAUGCUCAAGCACAGGCCUAUGAGUACAUGACUGCUUAUAUUGAAGCUGCCAAACAGGUGGGCCGCCAUGAGAAUGCCAUUGGUUGGUAUCACAGUCACCCUGGCUAUGGUUGCUGGUUGUCAGGCAUUGACGUCUCCACUCAGAUGCUGAACCAGAACUUCCAGGAACCGUUUGUUGCUAUCGUCAUUGACCCAGUCAGAACUAUCUCGGCUGGCAAAGUGUGCCUUGGUGCUUUUAGGACAUAUCCUAAGGGUUACAAACCAGCAAACGAAGAGCCUUCAGAAUACCAGACCAUUCCCCUCAACAAAAUUGAGGACUUUGGCGUCCACUGCAAGCAGUACUACUCACUAGAGGUGUCAUACUUCAAGUCCUCACUGGACCGCAGACUACUGGAUUCUCUGUGGAACAAGUACUGGGUGAACACGCUGAGUAGCUCCAGUCUAAUCACAAAUGCGGAUUAUACUACCGGACAGAUAUUUGACUUGUCUGACAAGUUGGAGCAGAGUGAAGUUUGUCUUGGUCGAGGAGGCUUUAUAGUAGCCGGCGCAGAUCCUCACGAGAAGCGAACUGAAGACAAACUCGGCAAGGCUACCAAGGAUGCUUGCAAGACUACCAUAGAAGUGAUCCAUGGUCUGAUGGCACAGAUGAUCAAGGAUCGGUUGUUCAACAGCGUGAGCGGACGACCCGCACCCGCGACUCCUAUGAUUGAAUAAGGACCAGUGUAUAGCCCCAUGUAUUUUAAUCUAAUAAGAUAAUAAAUGUCUCAGUGAUUUAUGAAUGUCCAA